Molecule: messenger RNA, 2064 nt
Organism: Macroventuria anomochaeta
Lineage: Eukaryota; Fungi; Ascomycota; Dothideomycetes; Pleosporales; Didymellaceae
Exons: 3
Coding region: 1-2064 (687 amino acids)
Biological process (GO): regulation of DNA-templated transcription
Molecular function (GO): DNA-binding transcription factor activity, RNA polymerase II-specific; zinc ion binding
Source: RefSeq, a predicted model, not a curated record
AUGUCUUCCUCCGAUGAUAGAGACUCGCAUGUACAUGUGCAAUCGAAACGGCGGAGAGUACGGAAAGGAACCCACAGUUGCUGGGAGUGCAAGCGACGCAAGGUCAAGUGCUUGCUGGAUCCGAUCGAUCACUCCAUCUGCAACGGUUGUCGACGGAGGGGCACAAAAUGCAUCAGUCAAGAGUAUCCCGAUGAUGCUACAGAACGUGCUUCCAUCCUGAGAGAGGGAAGCUUGCAUACGACACCGAGUGAAAAUGGGCCCGAAUCUGAAUAUCUUCCCACUCCACCGGAAUCAGUACAACUGGCGGCUCCUUCACGAUCGCUGACUUUCCAACAAUCGCGACUUCCCGUGGGCAUCUCAUCAACAGCUCAAGAUAAGCAUGCAAGACUGUCUCAGUUCUUGUACCAGUCACUACCGUUGUCCCAGGAUAUGGAGAUAAUUUGUAAUUCCCAUACACAUCCCUUUGUUCCCGUCUUAGCUCAUGAGAUGUUGACUGUACCGUACACCACGCUACAAAAAGAUGGUUUACAAACACCUCAAAGCUUGUUGAAACGACCCGGGCCAACUUCUCAUCCGGUUUUGAUCGCCAGACACAUGCUUCACGUAGCCAUCUUCCUCCAACACGUUUUUCCAAGUCGAGGAGAACCGAAAGGGCUAUCGGAAACACCACGCGCAAUUAGAGACAGAUUGAGCGACCUCGCCAUCAGUCUUGUGACCAGCAACGACGAGCUUCUGGGUAGCAUUGAAGGUCUGGAGUGCGUCAUGCUGGAGAGCAUGUAUCAAGCGAAUGUUGGCAAUCUUCGAAGAAGCUGGGUGUCAGGUCGAAGAGCAAUUGGAGUUGCGCAACUGAUGGCUUUGGACCAAACCGAACAUCGAAAACAGUACAAAGUACUCGACCCUCAAACCGAACACCAUCCGCAGCUCAUGUGGUUCCGAAUCAUCUUCCUGAGCCGCCAUCUGAGCCUCAUGUUAGGCCUACCCCAAGGCGUUCCCGACAGCGGCACCUUUUCCGGUGCUACUUUCGUCAACGAUACUCCCACCGGCCGUCUAGAGCAAAUCCACUGCAUUCUCGCCUCGCGCAUCCUCGAUCGCAACGCAGCUAAAUCGAGUGACUACGCUCUAACACGAUCACUCGACUCCGAACUGCAAAAAGCAGCCCGAAAUCUACCCAGCAGAUGGUGGCUCGCACCAAACCUCGAAAGCAUCACAGCAACCAACUCCGAAGCGUUGUUCUGGGACACUCGACGACUCUUCGCUCAGGUGCUACACUACAACCUGCUGAACCAGCUCCAUCUCCCAUAUAUGCUCCGGUCAUCAAUGGCAACCGAAAACCAGUACAGAUACUCCAUGUUCACCUGCGUCAACGCCUCGCGGGAACUACUGUCCCGGUUUAUCACGCUCCGGGGUUUCAACCAGAUAGCCUACAGCUGGAGCUGCCGAAUUGUCGACUUCCUCGCCCUCAUGGCUGCAAUGUCCUUGCUACUAGCCCACCUCGAUAGUCACGGUUCUGAAGAUACACAAAGUCUCCUCGCCCACCAGUACAUCACGGAUCGCGCCAUGAUUGAACAAGCCCAAGAGCACAUGGAGGAGAUGAACCGACUCAACUCGGAUGCUCUCAGUGCUGAGAGUGCAGAUCUGUUGCGCCGACUGUUGGCCGUCCAAGCCGAAUCGCUGGACGAAGGCGGCGGCUUCGCUCGAAGAGUGAGUGUGCAUGAUACUGCUGCCGAGGCGGGGUUGCCAGAUACACUACUCGACGAUUCGGUAGUCAGCGUACAUGUCCCGUACUUUGGUGUCAUCAAGAUUGCUCGCGAGGGUGUGAGCAAGCAGGCUCCAGUCGAUGUGAGCACGAUUACGACGCGUUCACAGGUUACGUCAGACAACACCAACCUUUCCGAAUCAUCGUUCUACGAGGUCCUACCGACUAAUCCGAUGCAGUAUGAACAGACCCCUGAGCUUGCUGCUGGUGGAGCGGAUUGGCCGUUUCAAGGAGUUGACAUGGCGUUCUUUGACAGUCUAAUGAGUACUGUAGGGAGCCAGGGAAACGAUGCGUUUAGUAAUCUGUAG